UGCUUUGGCUGCUGCACCUACCAUUUCAGUCUAACGUAUCAGGUGAACAACCUCCCCACCACAAGCACCUUGCCUUUGAUCAACCUUCCCACCGGCCGAACUACAACCUUACACAGAUCUCGCGACACAGACACUGCAACCGUACCCACGUACCUUCUGCACAUUUGGGGUACGUACCAUGUGUGGACUAUCUAGAGUAUAUAUGCUAUCCCUACGGAGACUCGCUGACAUGACGCUUCAACUGCCAGGUUUCCCAUUUGGUCGUGCUCGGCACCCCGCCUUACACCUUCCUAGCACCCAGUGCUUCCACGAAUCUCCAUACCUCGUCCCCAACAACACGACGCGAUGUCGGAUCCUGAUUUCCUCGGCAGAGCGAUCAAAAUCGUCAAGAAGGCGAUUGAAGAGGACAAUGCCGGCAACUACGAUGCGGCCUACCAGCAGUACCACGCGUCGCUCGAGCUGUUCAUGCUGGCAUUGAAAUGGGAGAAGAGUGCCCAGUCCAAAAGUACCAUCCGCGCAAAGCUCAACCAGUACAUGGAGCGCGCGGAAACGCUCAAGGAACAUCUCAACAACGAUCAGAACAAGAAGAAGCCGAGCAAGAUGGGUGCGAAUGGCUCCAGUACGGGUGGUGCGGGGGCGAAGGCGAAGGGCGACGACGGUGAUGACGGACUAGACGCCGAGUCUAAGAAACUGCGUGGUGCCCUUUCGGGUGCCAUUCUAACUGAGACACCGAAUGUCCGCUGGGAAGAUGUUGCGGGUCUAGAUGCUGCGAAGGAGGCGUUGAAGGAAGCCGUUAUUCUACCCAUCAAAUUUCCGCAGCUUUUUGCAACCGGAAACCGGAAACCGUGGCGCGGUAUCUUGCUUUACGGUCCUCCGGGUACCGGUAAAUCCUACCUUGCGAAGGCGGUGGCCACCGAGGCGAACUCCACUUUCUUCUCGGUCAGCAGUAGUGACUUGGUCUCGAAGUGGAUGGGUGAGAGUGAGAGGCUUGUGAAGCAGCUCUUUGCUAUGGCGAGGGAGAACAAGCCUGCUAUCAUCUUCAUCGAUGAGGUGGAUGCUUUGUGUGGAACUCGAGGAGACGGAGAGAGCGAGGCGAGCAGACGUAUCAAGACCGAGAUGUUGGUGCAGAUGGACGGUGUUGGGCACGACAGUUCCGGCGUGUUGGUCUUGGGUGCAACCAAUAUUCCAUGGCAGUUGGACUCUGCCAUCCGACGACGAUUUCAGAGAAGAAUCCACAUUGCCAUCCCCGACAUGCGAAGUCGCGUCCGAAUGUUCGAGCUCGCCGUGGGUAAGACACCGUGCGAACUUGUACCACAGGACUUCCGAACGCUCGCCGAGAUGUCAGAAGGCUUCACGGGUAGCGACAUCAGCAUCGUCGCCCAAGACGCACUGAUGCAGCCCGUCCGAAAGAUCCAAAGCGCGACGCACUACAAGCAAGUUCUGAUGCCGGACGGAUCAACGAAGCUCACUCCGUGCUCCCCGGGAGACCCGGGGGCCAUGGAGAUGACAUGGGAGCAGGUGGACGGAGAGAGACUUCUCGAGCCAUCGUUGACGCUGAAGGAUUUCAUCAAGGCGGUCAAGAACUCGAGGCCAACUGUCAGUAGGGAAGAUAUUUCGAAGAGCGAGGAAUGGACUCGGGAUUUUGGAAGCGAAGGCUAAGACAUCUUGGUGUUCAUAUCGGUUUGAAAAGAACUGGUAUUGGUAAAUGGCAGUGUAUACGAGCGAUGAAGGGAAAAGGAUGGGAAGGGUGGUGUUUUUGUCAAUUAUCUAAUU
Tricharina praecox is the source of this 1773-nucleotide messenger RNA. RefSeq names its product P-loop containing nucleoside triphosphate hydrolase protein. The transcript is spliced from 3 exons. NCBI's taxonomy places the organism in Eukaryota, Fungi, Ascomycota, Pezizomycetes, Pezizales, Pyronemataceae. Gene Ontology annotation, molecular function: ATP binding; ATP hydrolysis activity. The coding region runs from base 346 to 1659 and encodes 437 amino acids. Gene Ontology annotation, biological process: endosomal transport; vacuole organization. The record is from RefSeq and is a predicted model, not a curated record.